GAUGGCUCCAGGCACGGCCACCUCCUCCACGCUGCCGUAGGCUCCGGCGCCGAUUCUGAUGCCAGUGAGUCGCACGUUGGGGAGGACGAACGGCCGCAGCUCUGGAUACUCGGCGAGAAGGCCUUCCGCGGCCAUUUCUCGUGCUGUGGGUCACGACAGUCUGAUCUUGCUGGUCUCUCAGUAGCCACGGUUCAAGAUGAAGAUGACGACCAGGGCCCCAGCUCUCUGCGCUGGGUCCGGGUGUGUGUGUGUGUGUGGGUCGCGCCCCAAAAAUGUUAUAACAACGUGCGCAUGCGUGCGUCCUGUUAGUGGGAAUGCUGAUUGAUACACAGAACGAAGAUGAACCACCAUUGUCAUCCACCCAGCUCAGGUGCCAGUGGUUCAGGAAGCCUUCUCUCCCAGUGAGGAGAGGGUGGAGUGGGCCUCACGUCUCAUUUCUUCCUUCAACCACCACCAACACUCUGGACAGGGGGCAUUUGUGUACGAAGGUCACAUGAUUGACAGACCGCUACUACUGCAGGCCCAGUCUCCAUGGCAACGUCCUUAACCAAUCUUCAAUUCAUUUUGUGUGCAGAAGUUAUGGAAGAAUAUUAUUGUAACAGCCAGCGCAUAAUAAGAAUUCAACUUGUUAUAAUUAUACUGUA
Geodia barretti is the source of this 644-nucleotide messenger RNA. Lineage: Eukaryota; Metazoa; Porifera; Demospongiae; Tetractinellida; Geodiidae. The record is from the annotation of a GenBank genome assembly.